Anneissia japonica is the source of this 1611-nucleotide messenger RNA. RefSeq names its product retinol dehydrogenase 13-like. The record is from RefSeq and is a predicted model, not a curated record. The transcript has 7 exons. NCBI's taxonomy places the organism in Eukaryota, Metazoa, Echinodermata, Crinoidea, Comatulida, Comatulidae. The coding region runs from base 139 to 1161 and encodes 340 amino acids.
CCAGGCUUUGCUUUGCAAUUGUUCACGUCUGUUGACGCGAAUAACCAUAAAUUGACGCGAUUUUUUUUUUUUUUUUUUUCAAAGCGUGGUACUUUACUUUAGCGAAGGCCAGGCCUAGGCUGGACUAGGGUAUAGAAGAUGUCGUUCUUUAAACGACUUAUAAAUCCUAACAUGGUUUUCCCCUUAUCGUUUGUAGGUACAGUCGUCGGCGGUUCACUUAUUGCAAAAGAUUACUUUGGUGGCAGGGAAUGUCGAUGCAAAAAUACUAUAGAAGGGAAAACAGUGAUCAUAACUGGAGCAAACUGUGGGAUUGGGAAGGAGACUGCUUUAGACCUUGCAAAGAGAGGAGGUAGGAUUAUUCUAGCCUGCAGAGAUGAAGCGAAGGCCCAGAAGGCUUGCAGGGAAAUCAUAGCUGAAAGUGACAACCAGAAUGUGUCUGUUAAGUUACUUGAUCUGGCUUCAUUAAAAUCAAUCAGAAAAUUUGCUCAAGAAAUAAAUGAAGAAGAAAAGCAGGUCCAGAUUUUAAUUAACAAUGCUGGUGUUAUGAGAUGUCCCUACAAAAAAACUGAAGAUGGUUAUGAAUAUCAAUUUGCUGUCAAUCACUUGGGUCAUUUCUUACUAACCAAUCUUCUGUUGGAUAAAUUAAAGCAAUCAAAGCCUGGUAGAAUAAUCACUGUUUCGUCCAUUGCACAUGAGCGAGGUGAAAUUGAAUUUGACGAUCUUAACAGCGAAAAGAAUUACGACAAAGCGUAUGCGUAUUCAGACAGUAAGCUGGCUAAUGUCCUGUUUACACAUGAGCUAAGCAGACGAUUACAAGGUACAGGUGUAACAGCAAAUUGUCUUCAUCCUGGUAUUGUCAAGACGCAGAUUGGACGUCACACAGCGAUGCAGAACUCUCAAUUCUCCAUGUCAAUACUUGGGCCUAUCUUCUGGAUGUUUGUGAAGACUCCGGUGCAGGGAGCACAAACAACUAUUGAAUGUGCUGUAAAUGAGAAACUAGAAACGGUUUCUGGGAAAUAUUUCAAAGAUUGUAAGAUAACAGAAUGUGACCCUAAAGGACGUGAUGACGAAGUUGCUAUAAGAUUAUGGAAUGUCAGUGAGCAAAUGGUUGGACUCGUUUCCGAUGUUAAUCUAAAUAACAAAGAAACAACAUCAUCAUGACAGUUAUAGUCUUUAAUUUGAAAUAUAAUUUGAGAUUCUCUUAAUGAGCUGCCUUAAGACAUCAUCUGAUGACUUAAUCUUGAGCUUUCUUGUAGUGAAUUCUUACAUACCGCUCCGCAGAAAUACUUUAUAUCAAUUCAAAAUUAUUAUUUGGUUGAUAAAUUUGACAUCAUAUACAUCCUUUAUACACCUACUGUACUUUAUUUAAUAAAAAGUAGAAAACAAGACAAAAAUCGGUGGUUACUUUUAGUCAUUGUGUUGAGGUGGCCUUCAAAACUAGACAAUCAGGAAUCCAUACUAGAUCAAUUGAUUGGGUGUAGGUUUUUAGUUUAUGUUUCCUUACUAGUUCAUGUUUCCUUACUAAAUCAAGUGAUCGGGUCUAGGCUUUUAGUUUUAUUACUGUAUUAAGUAUGAUGAUACAGGUGUAUUAAAUAAUUUAAAUAUACCUAA